This is a messenger RNA of Xenia sp. Carnegie-2017, 2579 nucleotides long. RefSeq names its product nose resistant to fluoxetine protein 6-like. The transcript is spliced from 15 exons. The record is from RefSeq and is a predicted model, not a curated record. The coding region runs from base 174 to 2462 and encodes 762 amino acids. Lineage: Eukaryota; Metazoa; Cnidaria; Anthozoa; Malacalcyonacea; Xeniidae. Gene Ontology annotation, molecular function: acyltransferase activity, transferring groups other than amino-acyl groups.
GAGUUUAACAAAGCCAGUAUCGUAUGAUUGUAACUUGUUAUUUUAACUUUACGUCUGUGGAGGUAAUUUUACGUUCGUCAAUUUCAAAAGCUUCACGACGUUUGGAAUCAAGUUACAAUAAUACUAAUUACAGGGAAUUAUCUUAAUUUACGUUAGUUUGGAUUAUCACCAACAUGGCAAUGUUUCACAUCAUUUUAAGAACGUCAUGGUUCCUUGCAUUGUGCUUCCUAUAUUUUGGGUAUUCCGAUACCAACGUUACAACAGCACAAGAUGUAGGAAUAACAACAACAGAAUCCCCAACUGGAACUUUUCCUAAUCCUAAUGUUGUUCUUACGAAUUUGAUGGAUCAAUUGAGCAACACAACCUUUUUUGAUCUCCUAAAGAAGCUGAAUUCUUCGACACAGAGUGCAUCGCAGAAUGCACAACUGCUAAAAGCCAUCUCGCAAUCGUUUCGUGCGAUGAAUCCCUUGUCUCUCUUCACUACUUCAGUAAUGAACAAUCUAAAAAGUUUAAACCUCGGGCAAUGUGGUAAAGACUUGCAAAUGAUCGCAAAUGAAACUGCCGUCAUGGUGAAGUAUAUUGACGCUGCUGGAAAACCUCACAGUGGACUGACUGAAGGAAACAAUUAUUGGGGUGGUGCACACGAAGUAUGCGAAUACGACAUAGAAAAUGCUCAUGUUUGUGGAUCGUUAUUAUUAUUACAAAUUCCACUUUUGAAACUGAACAUGCAAGCCAUAUUCUGGACAGGUUGCUUUCCACAAAGUUGCACUUCGGAUAAUGCUUCUGCCAUUCUUAAGGUUGCGACCAAUCAAGUCUCUGAACUCACAGACAAAGCCGUGGAAGUAUAUGAAUACGGCACCAAAUGUAUCAAAGGACCGGGAUAUGACACUGGCACUAAAUUGACAAUGUACGAAAAAAAACAGAAAUUAAUUUUAUACUGCAUUUUGUGGUGUAUUGAUGCUUCUAUGCUUGAUCGGAAGCAUACUAGAUGCUAUUCGGAGCAUCACAAAACUGUUGAAGAAACAGGAAUAUUAUCCGAUGCAGAGGGGGACUUUGAGAUGAAAGCAAAUGGUAAAUGGACGCAGCAAGAAGACGCAGUUGCAAUCGAUCGUAAAAUGACGACAAUUUUAAGAUCGAAAACUGCGGAGGUGUUCUUAUGUUUUUCUCUCCAACGGAACACAAGGAAAAUUUUCGACACGAGUGUUUCAAGCGCUGCUAUUACAUCCAUUAAUGGUAUAAGAGUGAUCAGUAUUUUCUGGAUUAUCCUGGGACAUGUGUAUCUUUACAGCAUCACCAACUUUUACUCAGUAACAAACAAAAAGGAGUUCCUUCGCCAAGCUGAGUCUGUCACUGUAAUGGCCGUCGCUAAUGCUUACUUUGCUGUAGACAGUUUCUUUUUCUUAAGUGGACUUCUCGUUGCAUAUACAUGUUUGAGAAAAAUGGAAAGAACUCAAGGCAAAGUUAAUUGGGGAUUGUUUUACCUCCACAGAUAUUUAAGAUUAACUCCGUCUCUAAUGUUCGUUGUUCUGUUUGCGGUUCAUAUCAAAGGAAUCUUAUCUGAUUCACCUACAUGGUUGAGUUUAUACAAAGAGAAAAAUUGCGAAGAUAAGUGGUGGACAAAUAUGUUGUACAUCAAUAACUUCUAUCCGAAAGAGUUCAACGAUCAGUGCAUUGGAUGGGUUUGGUAUUUAGCAAAUGAUAUGCAAUUCUACGUAAUUUCACCGAUACUUAUAGUUUUGGCGUACAGAUUUGGAUGGCGAGGAUUAUUUGCAGGAACUGGUGCACUGAUGGCAAUAAGCACAAUAACAAUUCCAUCAAUCUAUGUUGGUUAUGACGUGGAUCCUUUAAUAGUUCUCAAAUCCCUUCGACCAAUUGAAGAUGGGCAGAGAAAAAGAGCGGAAUACAACAAAUAUGAGUAUAGUAAACCGUACUGUCGCAUUCAGCCUUAUCUGGUGGGAUUUAUCAUUGGUUACGUCAUCUACAAGAAAUACCGUAACCCCUUUAAAAAACACGGUUGGUUAAUUGCAAUCACCGGCUGGUGCGUGGCAUUUGCCGUUGCUAUGACAAUGGUAUAUGGGCCAUUCAAGUCGGCAGUUCGUGGUGAAAAUGAAUGGACUCGGGGAGGAGAAAUUGUCUUUGGAACACUUCAGCGACUCCUCUGGGGACUGGCGGUUGCAUGGGUUACCUAUGCUUGUCACUUUGGUUACGGAAGUUACAUUAACGAGUUCUUGUCUGCAAGAUUCUGGAUCCCACUCAGCCGAUUGACCUACUCUGUUUACCUCAUUCAUAUGAUCGUUAUUCACUACAUGUUGUAUGCAGCAAAUGGCUCUAUGCAUUACAGCAUUGCAUUUACGGUAUAUUAUUUCUUGGCGUCAGUCGUGUUAUCAUUUGCUGGAGGCUACAUUCUAGCUGUUGUCAUCGAGUUCCCAGUGGAAAACUUGGAGAAACUGUUUCUAAAAUAAUUCAUUUAUUUUUCCAUAUAACAUACUUUUUCGCUUUUUACGUAUCAAUAAUCAAAUAUUAAUGUAGUCUACAUAAAUCGAUAUAAAUUGCAGUUCAAUAACUCUGUCGGCAACUUA